UUGAUCUAAGACCAUGUUUCCAGAUUAUAGUCAUUUAUUGCACUUUGCACUGCAUAGGGCAUUGAGAAUGACCCCUAAUAAAUUGUAUUAGGACCCUAACUAGCAAAACACAUUUUUGGGGUUUUAUGCUUGGAAGGAGCAUGUGAGGCCUUGGUGGGUAAACCACAAGCUAGCACACCUGAAACUUUCCCUCAAGCCACAGUUUUAUGAUUAUAUUUUAUUAUGAGUCUGACCAAUAGAAACUCACAUGGGGCUAUUCUUGGUCAGUGCUGCUUCUGAGACCCACUGGUCAGUAACUAGUGUACUGGAUGUUAUAGUACAGUUAUGGUGGUGAAGAAAGAAUUUUACAAAGAGUAUUUCAGGAAAUGUAUUUAUUCAGUAUGAGAAUGCCAACUGGCUGACUUUUUGUUUGAUUCUUUUUAUUUGCAAAGAUUCUACGCGGCAGAGAUCAUAUGCGGCCUGCAGUUCCUCCACGCCAACGGGAUUGUCCAUCGGGACAUCAAACUGGAUAACAUCCUGUUGACUGGCGAGGGACACAUAAAGAUCGCUGACUUUGGUGUGGCAGUAGAGGGAAUGUUUGGCCAGAGGAAAGUUAAAGGCAAGACUGGAACAGUGAAAUACAUGGCCCCAGAGGUUUUACAACGGAGAGAGUACGAUGCCGGAGCAGACUGGUGGUCGCUAGGAAUUGUCAUCUGCAAAAUGGCCGCCGGCAUGACACCUUUCUUUGAAGACGGCAACAAUGAAACGUACACUUCAUCAGUCAUCCAUGAUGAGCCCCUUUUCCCGAAAUGUCUGAGUGCUGAAAUAAAAGAUCUUCUGCACAAGCUCCUAGAGAAGGACCCAGAGAAGCGUCUUGGCUUUAUUGGAAACAUCCGAGCACACCCAGUUUUUAAUUCCAUCAACUGGGAGCAGCUGGAACGCCAGGAAGUACCACCACCUCUCUAUCCUGCAGAAUUAACACUAGACAAGAAAUAUUUCAAGCAGCCGAGGAUGCUCAUGGAAGAGGCGGGCAGCGAUUCUUCAAAUGAGAAAAGCAUGGAGUUAUCAUAUCUGAAUGACAGUUGGAAGAGCUGAGCCACUUCAAGAAAGUCAGGUUUCUUUAGCUAUAUUUACCAACCGUUAACAUCAUUUAACCCUGUCAUUUUAUUCUAUCCAGUCUCCAUUGAAGAACAGUGAAGAUGAAAACAUCUCUGAGCAUUUGAAAAAUCCGGCACCGAGGACCACCUGUCACGGCUUCGUAUGGGUACAUUUCUACAGACAGCCAUUUUUACCUCUUAGAGCCAGCCACCAUCAUUGCCUCUAACUCUGGCCCUUGCCCACCAUCUUUUGGCCUCCAUUUCAUGUCCAUAACAUCAGUCCCUAUGAUUGCCCCAUCUCUGGUUUUCUCCAUCGGCACCCAUCUUUGGCCCUGUCUAUUAGACCUAGAUCUGGUCCUUAUCACCACGCCUCCAUCUUUGGCCCAUGUCCAUCUCUGACUCUUACCAACAGUCUCCAUUUCUUGCCCUAUUUUUAAGCCCAGAGUUCAAUUGAGAUCAGUUAAGUUUCUUAAGUUCUUAAACACCCCUUCCCCUGCUCUUUGUGCACCACCUCGGUUUACUCCUCCCUGCCGCCACUCUCCACUUGCUGGCAAUCCUGAGUGCUCUCAGCAGACAAUCAGCUCCUCCACUAGCCUCCAUCUUUAGCACUCAUGACUUGCCCUAUCUUAUAUAUUAUAUAUAUAUAUUUUUGGCCCAAAACAUUGGCCCUUAUCUGUUGCCUCUCAGUGUGCACCACUGCUGCUCACUUUCACCUGCUACAACUCUUACCACUUGUUGGCAGUUCUCUCUGCAAGUAAUCUGCUCCCUCUUCAGUCUCACAUCCAACUGUUGCACCUGAGGCACUUGCUUCUGCCUACCCCUAGAUCCAGUGUGGCCCUCACCUUCAGCCACACAUCUCAUACAUACCACUGUCACAAUUAAAGAAGAACCAAACCAUUGCUAAUAAAAACUCCUACCCCCUACCCUACAUAGACCCCUCUCCCUGCUCCCCCAGCCUAGAUGUUACCUUUGGUAAUUGCCCCUCACUCUUUACUUACCCCUAGGUGCAGAUUUAGGGCAUGACAGUUCACAGGUGCCAUCUUCUUCUCUUCAGUAAUAUUUGGAUCUUAUUCUGGCGCUACAGUAAAUCCCGUGACUUUCGGCGCAUGCGCAGUUGUCGCAAAACAGCAGAUUGCUCGAACUGCGCAUGCGCCGUUAUAACGCUCUAUUCCCAUAGAUUACUGA
Molecule: messenger RNA, 2261 nt
Organism: Xenopus laevis (African clawed frog)
Lineage: Eukaryota; Metazoa; Chordata; Amphibia; Anura; Pipidae
Product: protein kinase C theta type-like
Exons: 5
Coding region: 574-1074 (166 amino acids)
Source: RefSeq, a predicted model, not a curated record